This is a messenger RNA of Rhizopus microsporus ATCC 52813, 1866 nucleotides long. RefSeq names its product WD40 repeat-like protein. Gene Ontology annotation, molecular function: protein binding. The transcript has 7 exons. Bases 1 to 1866 code for a protein of 621 amino acids. The record is from RefSeq and is a predicted model, not a curated record. Lineage: Eukaryota; Fungi; Mucoromycota; Mucoromycetes; Mucorales; Rhizopodaceae.
AUGGGUCAACUAGCGCAUGAAUCUGUGUGCCGUAAAAAAACACAUAAAAAGUUGAGAAAUGAGAAAACUCAAAGAGGAAUUCGAAUAGCUGUCAAUUACCGUAUCCAUGUAUAUACCCUUGACGCUAUGAGUUCUCCUUUUAAGGAUCCUGUAAGAACACUAGCGAGUCCACAAGCAUUGAAUACAGGUGGUGGACCUGAAUCACCUCAUAUUAUAAAUGCAAUCAAAGUUGGAAACAUGCUAGGAAGGGAGAUCCUUGUCUCCGUCUCUGAAUGGGGGGAAGUAUGUGUUUGGGAAACCGAGAACCUUGAUAAGCCUCCUAUUAUAUUGAGGAAUGAACACAAGACGUGGGGGAUUGCGAUUCAUGGAGAACAAGGGUUACUGGCUGUAUCAGCAAACAAUUGGAAGAUAAAGAUAUAUAACUUGGCUGAAAUGACAAAAAAUGAUCCUAGCUAUACGCCUAGGAAGGCACUUAAUGUGUUAAAUGACGCGAAGGAGGUGAUUCUCGAGGGACAUGAACAUAACAUACCGUGUAUCGAUUUUAACGAGACAGGAGAAUACCUCGCAAGUGCUUCCAUUGAUGCAACCACCAAAGUAUGGGAUAUUAGAUCAAAGCAAAUCGUCACCUAUCACAGGAGACCAGCUAUACGUAAUCAAGAGCAAGAUACUUGGUGUUGGUCCACAAAGUUUAUCAAGCCUGGUCAUUUUAAGUAUAUAACGUGCACAGACACCAAGAUAAACAAACGGUUUAUGCAAAGACUAGAUCAAGGAAGAUCAACCUCACUAGCUAACCUAAAUCUAUGCCAUUCAGCCAACGCUCCAAUUUAUCCAACUAUGGACAUUGGAAGAAUUUUAGAUUUGAAUGCAGAUGAUAUUGAAGACGAAAUUUUGGAGGAAGAGAUCAAUGAUGAUCUAUGGGAUAAUUCAUUGAUAAGACAAGAGGAGUCCGUGGUGGCAGACUAUAUAUUACAGCAAAGGGAAAGAUUAUCUAGUGCCAGCGCUAUUAGUAGUAAUACUGUGAGCGGUGACGAAGAACGUGAUGCAUGGAAUGAGCCUGUACAGGGUGUAGAAGAGAUACCGAUGGGGUACAGACCUCAUAGUCAGCUCGAAAAUUCUUAUGGGCAAAUUCUCCAAAGUAUCUUGAGAACACGGCUAGAACAUGGCGAGUUUGUCGAGAGUCAAUCGCCUAGUUCGUCGUCCAUGAUUAGUCCUACUGAAGAGGGAUGGGAUGAUACUGAUGAAGAUGAAACUACAACCUGGGAGGCAACACACACUGAAGGUAUGGAAGAAGAAAUAUAUGACGAGGAAGAAGAAAUGUGUCCUGGCUAUUGUAUACCAAAGAUCAUUCAGAACUUGGACAAUAAUGCAAAUAGAAGAAAGGCAAACCAGCCAAAUGAAUUAGACGAGUAUCUCAUGCUGAGUACGGCCAAGGAUAUCGUACUCAUGAGGACCACGUUACCAAAAAUGACAAAAGUGCGCCAAGAGUCAGAUAUUAUCAGUAAAGUGGAUGUUCGUGCAGAUAGAUUACUUUAUCUUUUAGAUAGAAUAACCAUGGUAGAGUGGAUACCUGAGCUAGAACUCUUUGUCACUGCUAGUCAGAAAGGUACGGUUGCCUUGACACGUAUUUUACAACUUGAACUUGAGGAUGGCAGACAAACUUGCGUAUUCAACAACGAGUAUUACCUGCCAAUCGACGUUCUACAGACCACACCUCUUUACGGGAUGACUGUGAAAAAGGUAGUAGGGGAACGAUUUUCACCUGUUGUAUAUCAAAUAUUCUUGUUUUAUUUUGGAGGAAAUGUGCUUGGCUACAAUAUUUCUCGCAAGGAUUCGAAUAUAACAGUAACGAACUUGGCCUAUCUUUAG